GACUGCCGCAUACGAUUACGAAGGGUUUAUUACUUUCACAACCCCCUGCAACUUCCGAACCCUUUCAUGAAUUCGACCGGCGGCCAUCCCACACCCAAAACGGCACGCCCUUUGUCGUUAAACGGGAGUUCUCUUCCAUAAUCUAAUUCAGCUUUUCAGCUUUGGGUCUUCAUCCAAAAAACUGCAACUCCCAUUCCGAUUUUUCCAUAGCAGCUUGCAGCUUUCACUUCCAGCUGCAACUCAAGCUUUAAUUUCCCUCCUCCUGUAAAGCUUCUACGAAUUAUAUUGCAUUUGGUGAUCGAAUACUGCUAGGGAUUUUGAGCGUUAUUUCGUAAAACUGGUUUCGUUUGGUGGAGGUUGAGCAUAUGGCUGGUGUACAGGAAAUCACAGCAGCCGAGUUCUUGAAGGGUACCCAUAGGCAGCAUCUAUUUUUACCCAACAGUUCUCGUGGUCGGAGAAGUCAUUGGCUAUGGGGUCGGGUUCCUAGUUCAACAAUUGGUUCUUCACAUAGGAAAAAUGUUUCAUUGAGGUGCCGGGGUCAAGUGAAGCCCAGAGCUGUGGUAUCUGGGGGUGUAAGCAGUUCAGUAGACGAGCAAUCUUCCUUGGUUGAGAAGCCUGCUGUUGAAGUUAUACAUUUUUACCGUGUCCCAUUGAUUCAGGAAAGUGCAAUAUCUGACCUUGUCAAGUCUGUUCAGACCAAAAUAUCGAAUCAGAUUGUUGGUUUAAAAACAGAGCAGUGUUUUAAUAUUGGACUUUAUUCAAAGCUUUCAAGUGAAAAGAUCUCUGUCCUUAAGUGGCUUCUUCAGGAGACUUAUGAGCCCGAGAAUCUGGGGGUUGAGAGCUUUCUUGAAAAGAAAAGAAUGGAAGGUUUGAGUAUGGUUAUAAUUGAGGUUGGGCCUCGGUUGUCAUUUUCAACAGCAUGGUCUUCUAAUGCUGUAUCGAUUUGUCGAGCAUGUGGUUUGACAGAGGUGACCCGUCUAGAACGCUCAAGGCGGUACUUAUUAUAUAGCAAGGGUCCUUUGCAAGAGCAUCAGAUUAAUGAGUUUGCUGCAUUGGUUCAUGAUAGGAUGACUGAGUGUGUCUAUACCCAGAAACUAACAUCUUUUGAGACACAUGUCGUUCCAGAGGAAGUUCGAUAUAUACCUGUCAUGGAGAAUGGUCGGAAAGCGUUGGAGGAAAUUAACAGGGAAAUGGGUUUAGCUUUUGAUGAACAAGAUCUCCAAUAUUACACUAGGCUAUUCCAGGAAGAAAUCAAGCGUAAUCCAACAACGGUGGAACUAUUUGAUAUUGCACAAUCUAACAGUGAGCACAGCAGGCACUGGUUUUUUACUGGCAAAAUAGUUAUAGAUGGACAGCCUAUGGAGAGGACUUUAAUGCAGAUUGUGAAGAGCACUUUACAAGCAAACCCAAACAAUUCCAUAAUUGGGUUUAAGGAUAACUCGAGUGCAAUUAAGGGAUUUUCUGUGAAGCAGUUGCGACCAGUUCUUCCAGGUUCAACAAGUCUGUUGAACAUAGCUUCUCAUGAUCUUGAUAUUUUAUUUACUGCUGAGACCCAUAAUUUUCCAUGUGCCGUAGCACCCUACCCUGGUGCAGAGACAGGUGCAGGUGGACGCAUAAGGGAUACCCAUGCAACAGGAAAGGGGUCUUUUGUUGUUGCAUCGACUGCUGGUUAUUGUGUUGGGAACCUCAAUAUUGAGGGUUCUUAUGCUCCUUGGGAAGAUCCAUCAUUCAAAUAUCCAUCAAACUUGGCAUCACCUUUGCAGAUCCUCAUAGAAGCUAGUAAUGGUGCAUCAGACUAUGGGAACAAAUUUGGAGAGCCCUUGAUUCAGGGCUACACUAGAACUUUUGGAAUGAGACUCCCAAGUGGGGAAAGACGAGAAUGGUUGAAACCCAUCAUGUUUAGUGCAGGAAUUGGGCAAAUUGAUCAUAUCCAUAUAUCAAAAGAAGAACCUGAAAUUGGAAUGUUGGUUGUUAAGAUUGGAGGCCCUGCUUAUCGUAUUGGAAUGGGAGGUGGGGCUGCAUCAAGCAUGGUCAGUGGUCAGAAUGAUGCGGAGCUUGAUUUUAAUGCUGUACAGCGUGGAGAUGCUGAGAUGGCACAAAAAUUGUAUCGUGUUGUCCGUGCUUGCAUUGAGAUGGGGGAGAAUAACCCAAUUAUAAGCAUUCAUGAUCAGGGAGCUGGUGGAAAUUGCAAUGUUGUUAAAGAAAUUAUUUAUCCCAAGGGUGCUGAGAUUGAUGUCCGGGCAAUUGUUGUUGGUGAUCACACAAUGUCUGUGUUAGAGAUAUGGGGUGCAGAAUAUCAGGAGCAAGAUGCAAUACUGGUGAAGCCUGAAAGCCGUGCUCUUUUGCAAUCAAUAUGUGAAAGAGAGAGGGUUUCUAUGGCUGUUAUUGGAACAAUAAAUGGUCAGGGUCGUGUUGUAUUGGUUGAUAGCUUGGCUAAUGAAAAUUGUCGUUCAAGAGGACUUCCUUCUCCUCCUCCUGCUGUAGAUUUGGAGCUUGAUAAAGUACUUGGUGAUAUGCCACAAAAAUCUUUUGAAUUCCACCGGGUAAGUAAUGUACGAGAACCACUUGAUAUUGCUCCUGGGAUAUCAUUGAUGGAUUCUCUUAAGAGAGUGCUGAGGCUUCUAUCUGUCUGUUCAAAGCGCUUCUUGACAACAAAAGUGGAUAGAUGUGUAACAGGUCUUGUAGCCCAGCAGCAAACUGUGGGGCCAUUGCAGAUUACUCUUGCCGAUGUUGCUGUCAUUGCUCAGACUUAUUCAAACUUGACUGGAGGCGCAUGUGCCAUUGGGGAGCAGCCAAUCAAAGGUUUGCUGAAUCCAAAAGCAAUGGCCAGAUUGGCUGUUGGGGAAGCACUCACAAAUCUUGUUUGGGCAAAGGUCACUUCUCUUUCUGAUGUUAAAGCUAGUGGGAAUUGGAUGUAUGCUGCCAAGCUUGAUGGUGAAGGAGCAGCCAUGUAUGAUGCUGCCAUGGCUCUUUCAGAUGCUAUGAUUGAACUUGGAAUUGCUAUUGAUGGGGGGAAGGAUAGUCUUUCAAUGGCUGCCCAUGAUGGAGGUGAGGUUGUUAAGGCUCCUGGGAAUCUUGUAAUCAGUGCGUAUGUCACUUGUCCUGACAUCACGAAAACAGUGACCCCGGAUUUGAAGUUAGGAGAUGAUGGCAUGCUACUUCACAUUGAUUUAGCAAAGGGAAAGCGUCGAUUAGGUGGAUCUGCUUUUGCCCAAGUUUUUGACCAAAUUGGGGAUGAGUGUCCUGACCUUGAGGAUGUUUCUUAUCUUAAAACUGCUUUUGAGUGCACUCAAGGCCUGCUUGCAGAUGAAGUGAUAUCUUCUGGUCAUGAUAUCAGUGAUGGUGGGUUACUGGUAUGCGCCCUAGAGAUGGCAUUUGCUGGGAAUUGUGGUGCUGUUUUGAACUUGACUUCGCAUGGGAAGAGCCUAUUCCAAACACUUUUUGCAGAAGAGCUUGGUCUCAUUAUCGAGGUUAGCAAGAAAAACUUGGACAUUGUGAUUGGAAAGCUAAGUAGUGAAGGUAUUUCUGCUGCCAUAAUUGGACAAGUAACUGCUGCACCUACGAUAGAAUUGAAGGUUGAUGGUGUAACUCAUUUAAAUGAGAAAACUUCUUUCCUUAGGGAUAUUUGGGAGGAAACUAGUUUUCAGUUGGAAAAGGAUCAAAGAUUGGCUUCCUGUGUUGAUCUAGAAAAAGAGGGGUUGAAAGCUAGGCAUGGGCCUUCAUGGGAACUGUCCUUCACUCCUUCCUUAACAGAUGAAAAGUAUAUGACUGCAACUUCUAAACCUAAAGUGGCUGUGAUUCGAGAAGAAGGCAGCAAUGGGGACAGAGAAAUGGCUGCUGCAUUUUAUGCUGCUGGUUUUGAGCCAUGGGAUGUUACAAUGUCAGAUCUUCUUAAUGAAUCCAUCUCAUUGCAUGAGUUCCGUGGAAUUGCAUUCGUUGGAGGUUUUAGCUAUGCUGAUGUUCUUGGUUCUGCAAAAGGUUGGGCUGCUUCAAUACGAUUUAGACAAUCCCUUCUGAACCAAUUUCAGGAGUUCUCCAAGCGGUCAGACACUUUUAGUCUAGGAAUUUGUAAUGGGUGUCAGCUUAUGGCUCUAUUGGGCUGGAUUCCUGGUCCCCAAGUUGGUGGUGUGUUUGGUAGUGGUGGAGACCCAUCUCAACCACGGUUCAUUCAUAAUGAAUCGGGACGGUUUGAGUGCCGAUUCACAAGUGUGACGAUAAAAGACUCACCAGCAAUAAUGCUUAAAGGAAUGGAGGGUAGUACGUUGGGGGUGUGGGCUGCCCAUGGUGAGGGAAAGGCGUAUUUUCCUGAUGAUGCUGUUUUUGAUCGUGUGCUUCAUUCAAAUUUGGCCCCAAUAAGGUACUGUGAUGAUGAUGGGAAUGAGACAGAGCUUUAUCCUUUCAAUCUGAAUGGCUCUCCCUUAGGAAUAGCUGCAAUUUGUUCGCCAGAUGGAAGGCAUCUUGCCAUGAUGCCUCAUCCAGAGCGCUGCUUCUUAAUGUGGCAAUAUCCAUGGUAUCCAAAACAGUGGAAGGUAGACAAAAAAGGCCCUAGCCCAUGGUUGAAGAUGUUUCAAAAUGCCAGAGAAUGGUGUUCUUAAGAUG
Messenger RNA from Ziziphus jujuba (common jujube), 4599 nucleotides. RefSeq names its product probable phosphoribosylformylglycinamidine synthase, chloroplastic/mitochondrial. Gene Ontology annotation, biological process: 'de novo' IMP biosynthetic process. The record is from RefSeq and is a predicted model, not a curated record. The coding region runs from base 366 to 4595 and encodes 1409 amino acids. Gene Ontology annotation, molecular function: phosphoribosylformylglycinamidine synthase activity. Lineage: Eukaryota; Viridiplantae; Streptophyta; Magnoliopsida; Rosales; Rhamnaceae. The transcript has 4 exons.